This is a messenger RNA of Melampsora larici-populina 98AG31, 1578 nucleotides long. RefSeq lists its product as uncharacterized. The transcript has 3 exons. The record is from RefSeq and is a predicted model, not a curated record. NCBI's taxonomy places the organism in Eukaryota, Fungi, Basidiomycota, Pucciniomycetes, Pucciniales, Melampsoraceae. Bases 4 to 1578 code for a protein of 524 amino acids.
AAAAUGAGCGCUGCUUUGUCCAGUCCUCAUAAACCUGAGAUCGCAAUCAAAACUUAUUAUAGUCCGGAGUUCAUAUGCCAACUUCAGGAUGUUGCAAAGCGUAUCCCCCAGUUGAAAAAGACCGGCGACAACUUCAGUAUAUGGGAAAAACGACUAAAGAUUAUGAUAAGGAAUCUCACUGGGUCAUCUGACUACCUCCUACACGAGUUCCACAAGCACGACCCAAAAUUAAACCAAGCAGUCUUUGACUUGAUAAUGUGGUCGAUCGACGACGAACUCCUCGAGCACUGUAACAUGGAUGGGUCUGCAGGUGACGCCUUUCAAGUCUUAGCGGGGCGAUUCCAAUCAAAACCGUCGGCUCGAUGUAUCAUCAAUCGUGCUGAUUUUCCAGAGGAAAUCCUAGACAACAUCGUGAACAUGGUUUACUACCAGUCUGCUCAAGAGCAUAUCUCUAUCACAAAAAGGAAAUCCGAGCGUGUAUCCCACUUCCCGCUAAUGAAGAAAGCUUAUAUGAAACUUCACGUAUACCUUGGUCACAGUGGUCCUCCAGUUCUCAAUUCUAUUCAAAACCUUGCGGUGGUCAAUCGAAAGUUUUAUAGGCUGUGUCUUCCUAAGUUAUGGCAGAAAGUCGCAUUCCCAACUUCGCUGCCCGCUCCCAUGUCGCUUUGGACGGGCAAUUUACUCUUGAAACACGGAAACUUAGUAAAGUCGGCCGAAUUCGACUUGGAAGAUGUAAAUGCUUAUCAGGAUGCUUAUCAGGAUGGUCAUCAGGAGGUCUGCCCAGCUCUAGAGUCGGUAUCGCUGUCUCUUCCACCAAGUGAACCUCAAUCUGAAUGGCUAUCAACUCUCAGAUUCCGUUUGAAAAGUGCAUUUAAGCUUCUCCCUUCACUCCAACAUUUGGACUUAAGUAACGAGGGAUAUGUAGGCCGUUCAGGCGACUUUAUAAUUGACAUCAUCAAAAAAACACCAUCACUUACCUCGUUAGUAUUGACCGACUUCAAAUUUGCAGCGAAAGAAUCUGAAGAAGAGUCCUUGGGAUGGAAUCUGGCCCAGCUUCAGAAGCUUCGCAAACUAGAACUUCAUUCUAUCACCUGCGAGGAUCAAACGUGGACCUCGGAAACUUGGACCAAACCGCUCACAAACCUUGAACUCGACUGUUGUGAAGGACUCACACCUGACAUGAUGCACAGAUUGCUAAGCGGUAGAACCCCCUUUCUGACUGAACUUAAUAUUGAGUUUCAUGAGUUAGGCGAGGACGAUGUCAACAUUCGGUUUGAUCUCCCAGCUCUCAAAACCCUCAUUCUAUAUCUUUACGAAAUCCCCGAUCUACUUUUAUUAGUAAGCUUUGUAAACUGUAAAAGUAUAGAAGUCCUCAAAUAUAAUGGUGAUAUUUAUGAUACUCAAUGGGACUCAAUGAAAAACCUCAUAUCUCAACAUGCUUGGCCUAAGCUAUCUGUUUUGGAUCUACAUCGCGCGACCUUUCAUGAUGGCUAUGCACGACCAAUGACCGCGGAAGAAAUGGAAAAAGAAUUCAAAAUGUUCAACAUCAAAGUGCUGAUGCAAAAGUGUCGAAAAUGA